Spodoptera exigua (beet armyworm) is the source of this 1902-nucleotide messenger RNA. The record is from the annotation of a GenBank genome assembly. Lineage: Eukaryota; Metazoa; Arthropoda; Insecta; Lepidoptera; Noctuidae.
AAGCGGUAUAGAUCUGUGGGUAGGUAGUUUAUGCACAUCUGUGGGUAUACUUAUGUUGAUGUCAAAUGUCAAUUUCUUUAAUUGUCAAUUUUCCGAUUUGUCUUUUCAUCUUUAAUGUAGGUGAAAUGUAUUAUUGAAUUUAGUGUAUAGUUGUAAGAAAAGGUAAUUAGUAACUCUUCAAGUUGACAGAAGUUAAGACGCAGCUCACUUUGACUGCUUGUAUAUAUUAACUAUGAUACAGUAAUCGUCUAACAAAUAACAAUUCAAUAUGUCGUCCACCGGUAGUCUGAACCAAUAUAUACAACUGAUCGAGCGCAUGUAUAGAACCUCUCAGGGCAAUUUUCUAGCUCGUUUACUGUCUCUUCGUGACGAACAUGUUGGAAAUAGGAACUUGCGAUCAAGUGACAUUGCCACACUCGUGGAAGGGAACUGUGUGGCUCCGCUGGACGAGAUUGUGAUCAGUCACCUACUAUGUGUUAAGUCACUGUAUAUGAGAGAAUUCAUGGAGGCAUUUGAACAUCAGAGUGCCUGUGUGGCCUGUGUUGUAAGACUGUUACAAAAUCAGAAGGAAGUGAAUUGGGGCCUACCAGUUAUGUACACAGUCUGUCUGGACCUGAGGCUUGUUGCACAAAAAGCUGAAGCCAGCUGCCUUCAAAGCAACGGGAAGAUCCUUGAAAAAGCGGCAGAGAGCUUAUUAGCAUGCUUCAGGGUCUGUGCUGCAGACAACCGCUCAUCUGAUGCUGACACCAAGAGAUUAGGAAUGCUGACACUUGUCAACCAACUCCUCAAAGUUUACUUUAGGAUUAACAAGCUUCACCUAUGCAAACCAUUGAUAAGAGCUAUUGAUUCCUCACCAUUCAAAGAUCAGUUCCCAUUAGCCCAACAAAUCACCUAUAGAUACUUUGUAGGUCGCAAAGCUAUGUUCGAUUCAGAUUAUAGAUCUGCUGAUGAUUAUCUCUCAUUUGCAUUCCACAAUUGUCAUAAGCAAAGUAUUAAGAAUAAGAGACUUAUUCUAACCUACUUAGUUCCAGUCAAAAUGUUACUGGGCUUUAUGCCAUCCAUACAGUUGCUACAGAAAUAUGACUUAAUGCAAUUCUGGGAUCUAGUCUCUGCUGUGAAGAAAGGUGAUUUGAGAGGAAUAGAUCGUGUAAUGGAGGAACAUGAAAGCUUCUUUAUUAGUGCUGGUAUAUAUUUAAUUGUGGAGAAAUUAAAGAUUACAGCUUAUAGGAAUUUAUUCAGGAAAGUCUAUCUAGCUGAAAAUAGCCAUCAAAUUGAAAUAGCUAGCUUCCAAGCUGCUUUACAACUGAUGGGACAUGAUGAUGUAGAUGCUGAUGAAACUCAGUGCAUAGUUGCAAAUUUGAUUUAUGAUGGUAAAAUUAAGGGGUAUAUCUCAUAUCAACACAAGAAAGUUGUAGUAAGCAAGCAGAAUGCGUUUCCACCUUUAUCCAGUUUAUAUUAGUUUUACGCGGGCCCUAGUGGGGAGGAGCAAGAAGAGGAUUCAGAUUAAAUUGUUGCAUUUAUAUUAAGAUUUCAACACUAUUUUUUAAUCAAGGGUUAUGGUAGUAUUUGUGUCAAUUGAUUUAAUUUUUCGCUGGAAAUGGAUAGAAAAUUGAUUAUAUUAGAAUCUUCUGAGCAGAAAAUAGUGUUGUAAUCUUUGAUAAUAUAUUAAGGUUCGAAUUACUGCAGGGUAUUCCUAUCAUGGAAAUGGUUUGUCAGAACAGGCUUGCUACCCUUACCGGGGUCCCAUUAGUUAUAAGGUAACUUUAGACAGACAUAUUUUUAUAACAAUUUUGUACUCUCACAGUGAAGUGACAAUAUAGUGAACAUAGCUGCUGCAUUCCGCACAAUAGUUACAGUUACUUUUAAUUGCAUAAUUGUAUUUAUUAUGUGAAUGAUACAAAU